AGGAAUUAAACAGACCAUAUUCUCCAAGGUGCCACUUCUCUUUCCCAGCUUAGUUCAUACACCUUCCCCUACCUCCCCGCCACCGGCCGAGCCAGGAUGACCAGCCGCUCCAACGAAUUCAGCAGCAGCUCGCUCUCGUCUUGGCAGGCGUCAUGGAAUCAGAACAGGGGGAGCUCGGUGGUGACGUCCUCUGAAUACGACGGCUGCAGCAGCCCGGGUGGUCCAGCCAGCAGAAGCUUCAGCACCUCGAGUCUUGGUGGAUACACGUCUUCCUCUUGCCCGUCCGUCUUCAUCAACGAGAAGCUCUUGACGCCGCUGCGCCUAGACCUGGACCCCACCUUCCAGGAGAGGAAGAAGCAGGAGAAAGACGAGAUGAAAAUCCUCAACGACCAAUUCGCAUCCUUAAUUGGGAAGGUCCAAUGCCUGGAGCAGCAGAACAAAGUUCUCACGAUCAGGUGGAGCUUCCUGAAAGAUCAGGACAAUUCCCGUUCCGAGUUAGACAUCAAACUCCUCUACGACCAGUACAUGAGCAAACUGAAGCAAGAGAUGAGGGCUGUCGGCCACGAGCGAGAACAGCUGGAGUCCGAGUUGACCGAGGUGUUGAAAUCCAUGGAUAACAUCCGAAACAGAUACGAGGAUGAAAUACAUAAACGGAGUGGCUUGGAAUUCACCUUCGUGGAGCUGAAAAGGGAUUUAGACGCUGGUUCCAUGCAUAGAACCGAGCUAGAGGUAAAACUGCAGGGGCUUCAAGAGUUGAUGGAGUUAAAGAAAGCCGUAUACGAGCAGGAGCUUCAGGAGCUGCUGGCAGAAAUCAAGGACAUCUCCGUCGUCAUGGGGAUCGAUAACAGAUGCAACCUUGACCUGAGCCGCAUCGUGGAGGAAGUGAGGGCGCAGUAUGAAGCCCUCGCUUUCAGGAGCUGGGAGGAGGCAGAAGCCCUUACCUGGAGCAAGCUGAACGAAGGAGCCACCCACUCCGCCACGUACAGGGACCAGCUCUUCAGUGGCCGGAGGGAGAUCGCGGAGCUGACCAUACGCAUUCAGAAGCUGAGGACCUGCAUCGUGUCCCUGAAGAGCCAGUGCCUGCGUUUGGAAGAGGACAUCAAAGAGGCCGGGGGGAGCGGCCAGCUCGCCCUCCGGAACGCUAACGCCAAGCUGGCCGAGCUUGAGCAAGCCCUGCACAAAGGCAAGGCGGACCUGGCUGGCUUGGUGAAGGAGUAUCACGAGCUGAUGAACAUCAAGCUGGCCCUGGACGUGGAGAUCCUCACCUACAGGAAGCUGGUGGAAGGCGAAGAGAGCAGCAUGGAGUCCCCGACGUGCCCUGUCAUCAGCAGCAUCCACUCCAGCCCUAGGCAUUUUUCAUCCAUCUCCAGCUUCUCGGGGUCUUCCCAGCUGGCUUCUCGAGCGAGGGGCAAUUCUACUGAUGGAAUGAUCCGAAAUGGAGCGGUGGCAGAGGCCGUCCUCGCCAGGAGCCAGAGCGGCGGCUCAGCAAGUCGGGAUGCAGACGAACGGCCCAGUGGGGCACGUCCGAAGCAUCGCUUGCUGUCUGACGAAGAACACUGCCGUGAGGAGUCGAUCCCUGCGGAAUAGAUGCCAGACGCAUUGCCAUCUGCACCUGAACGAGACCAGAAUGCCUUCUCCUGAAGCCCGAUUCUUGCCAGCGUCUGCGGGGCCAAGAAUGGGAAUCAACCUCAAACCGGCUCUUCCCAGGGUUUCCUUGACGCCUUCCCCACUCCAUCACUGGUUAGAAGCGAGACCCCCAUCCUGGCAGAACUUUCUUUGAACAUGCCCAAUUCUCACACCAGCCCCAGCAAACUCAUCCUGAUCCCACCUCCCUGAGGUGGGGCUCGUAAGGCUUAAUUCAUUGAUGUGCUUUGAGAUCUUCAAACUGAAAGCAAUGCAGAAGGAGGAAGUGUUAUUACUUAGGCUCCAACGAUGGUAAACUGAAGGAUAGUAGCAACAUAGCAGAAGGUAGUAUGGGGGAGACUGGUGGGUAGAGCACUGGACUCAGGAAACCUGGAUUCUAUUCCUGACUCUGCUGGGCGAGCCAUGUCCACCAUAUGCCUCAGUUUCCCCCUCUGUGAAAUGAGGAUAAUGCUAUUGACCUUCUUUGCAGAGCGGUUUGAGAUCUCAGUGCUAGAUAAGAGCUAAGUAUUAUGAGUUAUUUUACCAGUAUUACCAAAAGAUUUCUCGCGUUCCUUCUUACUUUCGUUCUUUGGUUUGUGCGGAUUUGCGUUAGGGUCUCUUUCACCAGCUGAUGAUGUGAUGCGGGCGAACGUUCUCAGCCACAUGAGUUGGCAGAGGCUGUGUUUGGUGAUGUUUCACCACUAGCGCUCUGGCUACUUAGGGGAAAUUAUUGUGUAGACCCAGAAUCCUCAGUCAAAGGCUUUUUUUCCUACUGCCAAUGGGGACUCUAUCUUGAUGGUGUCCUUUAAAAAUAAAAUCAAAUAAUCGUGACCUCGGGUGCACUGGUGUAAAUCCGGAGCAACUCCGCUGACUUCAAAGGAGCGUGACCCAGAUGCUGAUCUGAAUUACAGUGCUGUAAAAACGGGUUCACGUCACCUGGGGGAAUGGCAUUAGGGCCUGUCUGUAAUCUCAUUUCCACUAGCAUAAACCCAGAAUGACUCCACAGCAGGUUUAUCCUAGUGUGAUAGAGAUCUUAAAAGAAACCCCUAUGUUUGUAAGUGUCCUUCUCUGUGUUGCUUGAUAAUGGCCCAGCCCAGUAUAUUGAAACUGAACAUAGUUUAGAAAUCUGUUAUUUUUUACCGUUUCUCCUGGAUUUGGGGGUGCACUUUUCUCAACUGGACAGUAAAACUAGAUGGGCCAGUUUUACUUGCGGCUCAUGGUGGGUCGAGGAGCCCAAUUCUACAAGGCGCCGAAUUCUCCUUUACUAGAUGUCUCAACCCCCACUGCCUCCUUUAUUGAUGCUUCAACCCAGCACCUUGUAUGGUUGGGUGCUCAUGGAAUUGCCGUAGGAAAUCCCACUGCACGCUGGCUGUUCCGUAUCCUUUCAGUGCUGACCUCUGCAUCCUUUCGCAGAGAAGCAGCACAUGGCGGGGACACCCUUCAAGGUCCACUUAAGCAGGGUCAAGUAGACCCAGUGCACGAGGGAGACCGUCAUCCUCAGAGCUCCUGGAGGUUACAAAAAAUCCAACAUGACUGUAAAUGACAAGCCUCAGUGCGGGGAGGGAGGUUAGUUGUUAUUUGUUCUGGGAUAUUUAUUGGUUGUCAUUUAAAGAGAAUAAUCAACAUUAUAUAAAUAUAUAUUUCAUAACGUAUGAGGUCGCUUUUAACUUAAUUCGCUAGAUCCCCAGCUGGUGUAGAUCAACAUGGUCCCAUUGAUCUGCCUGCGUGUAUAUAUUUGUUUCCCUCUGGCACAGACUCAAGUAUACCCUGCAUUGCAGUACUGCUUUGUACCAAGGGCCAACGUCUACACAAAGCCAAUGGGCUUGCUCUGGUGGCAAUGAGUCACUUGCGAGGCCCUUUUUGUAUGUUUCUGUUAAGCGUGUUGCAAUAUUUCCACGUGUUUCUGUAGGGUCGCCACCUGCUAUGGCACCCGUGUAACCAGCAUGUCGUCUGCGCUGCGCUAUGGCUGUGUUAUUAAAGUAUUAUUCCGAGUGGGUGUAGCCAUGUGGGUCCUAGGAUAUUAGCAAGACCUGGGGAGUGAGGUCAGAUCUUGUAAUGGGCCAGUUUUUGUUGGUGGAAGGGGAGAGACAAGCUUUCAAGCAUAUCAGAGCUGAAACAGAGCUGGCAGAAAAACCAAAGUUUGUCUCUUUCUGACCCGCUUCGUCUCUUUCAUAAAGUAUUGAGAGGCACGGAAGGGGGGAAAGGAGGCGGCGUGUCAAUUAUUUCCUUACAGCGUCCUGACAGCUAAGGCACAAUCCUGCUCUCAGAAGCCAAUUCCAACCCCCUCUAGAAACAGUUCCUUGGCUAUUGCCUCACAUCAGUGGCUGGAGAGGAAAGCUGGCCUGGGGGCUUGGCGGCAAAUUAGCAGACCUCUGCUCUGCUGUUGGUGACCUAGGGCAAGCCGCUUAGUCUCUCUAUCUCUCUGGGCUUCAGGUCCCCCUCUGCAAAAUGGGGAUCAUCCCACUUCCGUACGCUUGCCAGGGAUGUGGUGAAGGCAAAUACAUUGGAGACGGUCAGGUACUAUAGUAAAGGGGGUGUCACGGAAUCCCCGGGCGAUGCUUUGGAACUGCUCCCCACAAAGCCAGUCAGGACUUUGGGGAGCCUCCUCUCCCUUGGAGCAGACUGUCUUCAGGGCAAGGAGCUCACACGUCUUCAUCUUCCUGGGUCUGACUUUGGAGCAUUCAGCAUAUGCCCCUCCGUGCGCUUCCCACAGCAAGUCCGCCCAGGCGGGGUCCUGGGGAAGCCAGAGGGUCCUGCACACACACCCACUUCACAGUCAGACGUGACUCUUAGCCAGCCAGUCAAACAGAGGUUUAUUAGAUGACAGGAACUAAAAUAGAGCUUGUAGGUACAGCGAACGGGACCCCUCAGCCAGGUCCAUUCUGGGGUCCAGCGAGCCAGACAACCCCAUCUGCACUCACUCCCCGUCCCCAGCCAGCCCCGAACUGAAACCCCUUUAGUCCCUCCUUUCUGCCCUUUGUCUCUUUCCCGGGCCAGGAGGUCACCUGAUCUCUUUGUUCACCUUUAGCUAUUCCCUUGCAGGGGGGAAGGGCCCAAGCCAUUUGUUGCCAGGAUACAGAGUGUCGGCCAUUUAUGCACACUGGAGACUUAAGAAAUGCAUAGGGGAAACUGAGGCACCCACACAGUACUCAGAGGAAACAUUAAGAACCAUCCCACUUUGUCACAGGGGGCCAGAUGCGGAGCUAAGAUUGAGCCAGCUCUAUCAGAAAUCAGUUGGAUUUCACUCCCACCUUAGCCUUCCUGCUCAUUCAAUGAAGAGCGUCCUCCACCUUGACCUACACCAAUAGCCCUUUAUCUCUGCCCUAGAUGGACUCCCCUUUGCUUGGGGUAAAAAGGAAGCAAGGAGGAGACCACCCUCUCGGUGGAAGGGGAGAAGAGAAUGUAGCCUUUGCUCUGAGUGGCAGUAGGGUCCAGUGGCUAGACCAACGGGCUGGAACUCAGGAGAGGUGGGUUUAAUUCCAGACUUUGCCCCUGGCUAGUGCAAGUUUCUCCACCUUUUCCCCUCCCACUCUUUGUCUCAGCUAUUUAGACUGUAAGCUCUUUGGGGCAGGGAUUGUCUCUUACUAUGGGUAUGUACAGCUCCUAGCACUAUAGGGGCUUUAUCGAGCUAGACCCUGCUGUAAUGCACAUAAUAAUAACAAUAAUAAUAAAUGUUAUUUGUCCGGUU
This is a messenger RNA of Malaclemys terrapin pileata, 5311 nucleotides long. RefSeq names its product keratin 80 (gene KRT80). The transcript has 9 exons. Gene Ontology annotation, biological process: intermediate filament organization; keratinization. The record is from RefSeq and is a predicted model, not a curated record. Bases 97 to 1587 code for a protein of 496 amino acids. Lineage: Eukaryota; Metazoa; Chordata; Testudines; Emydidae. Gene Ontology annotation, molecular function: structural constituent of skin epidermis. Gene Ontology annotation, cellular component: keratin filament.